Messenger RNA from Encephalitozoon cuniculi GB-M1, 1251 nucleotides. RefSeq lists its product as uncharacterized. Bases 1 to 1251 code for a protein of 416 amino acids. The transcript has a single exon. Gene Ontology annotation, molecular function: ATP binding; nucleic acid binding. Lineage: Eukaryota; Fungi; Microsporidia; Unikaryonidae. The record is from RefSeq and is marked provisional.
AUGGAAGACAUUCUCUUAAGAGGAAUAAAGCAGAAGAAAAAGAAGACGCCAAGGGAGGAGCUUGAGUACAAUGUCGAUGGCGAAAGGCAUCCUCUCCUUUGCAGUUUCGAGGAUCUGAAGACAAAGGUUCCAUUCGACUCCCCACUCCUGACACAGAAGGUCGUUAUACCGUAUUUUCUGAAAAAGACGAAUGUUAUUGUCCAGGCCUUCACGGGGAGUGGAAAGACAUUAUCGUACUGUCUCCCACUUGUCGAAAUGGCACGGGGUAGGAGUCUUUUUGGGGCGAUACUUGUUCCUGGAAAGCCGCUUGUGAGACAGGUCUACAGAGUUGUUCGGGAGAUCAAGCACGAGGGUCUGAAGGUCGUGGGGGUUUAUGGAGACGGUAGAGAGGACUUCCUGGUUGAGGAAGGAGAAAAAGGAGAGCUGGUGCAGAAGGCGAUCGACGACAAGAUGCGGGAGAGGAUUGCAGAGUCCCUGAGGGCAAGCGCAAGAGUGCUAAUAGGGACACCGAGGUCGGUUCUCGGUUUGAUGUCGAUGUCUGAAAUAAGGAAUGUUACGCAUCUUGUCAUAGAUGAGGCAGACCUUCUGAUAAAUCCUGAGACUGUCGGAGUCUUUGCAUCGAUUCUUUCGGUGAUCGAGAUGGAGGAUAUACACAUCAGCUGCUUCAGCGCCACGAUGAACGAGUAUGUUUCGGAAGUCAUAGAGACGGUGAAGAGCAUCACAAAGAUACGUGUUGUGUCGAAGAGGCUUAUAGACCAUGAAUUUGUGUUUGGAACAAGCAGAAAGAUCAAGCAUUUGUCCUUGCUGCAGAUCAUUGCAGACGGUAUUGAGUCGCCCACCUUGAUAUUUGUCAAGGACGAGAAGACGGGCGAGGCCCUGAGCAUGCUGCUGGGCAAGAGCGCAGUCUAUAGGGAAGACCAGGAGGGCAGUGGAGAGGUUCUGGAUGGUUUCCGCUUGAAGAAGAUCUGGUACUUGUUCACAACAGACUCGCUGAGCAGAGGAAUUGAUUUUUAUAAUAUCAGAAGCGUCAUAAACUAUGACCUCCCGAGCACCAAGACCCAGUUUGUCCACAGAAUCGGAAGGAUCAACAGGAACUGCCAGGGCCAGAAGAUAUAUACGAUCUACUCAAGCGAAGAUUUCGGAAGAAUUGGUGUUGUUGCAGAGUUUCUCGAGGAGAACGGGCAUGAAGUGCCGAAGCAUAUCACCCGGAUUAUCGAAAAGAGCAGAAGGAGAACGAACAGAAAGGCUUAG